UGUUUCCUGACAUACACCCCAAAGAACUGCAAUAAUGCUAGCAAGGCUGUAGGAGCAUUGAACAGUACUUUCCCAGUUCUUUUGAUUUUUAUUUCCUCUCUAUGCAUUCCUGUCCUGUUUAGAGCUGUGAAUUUUUACAUUUUAUUUGUGAUGUGCAUGGUUCCGAGGAUAUUAGAAAAACGUGCUGAAGGUUCACUCUGACGCAUGGCUAUUUUUAUUAGAAGCUGAUACUUUAGACUGAGCUUUAAGUGUUGCCUCUGGAAGGCCUUGGAUUGUUCUAGGAGACCAAGUCUGCAGAGGAAAUAGGCAUUUCAGGGUGCAUAAAAGAAGAAGGAACACAAUUAGGAAAAGCAGAGGACCUCCCUCCUUCUCAUUCUGCAACUCCUGCGAGAGUCAGCAACCCAGAAGUACUAUCUAAGCUGCCACAGUAAAUCUUGACCUUUUAAACAGAGUACCUCUUACCGUCAUCAUGGCCGAGAUAACAGCAGAAGGACACAUGUCUACAACCACAACGAUAAUAGAUGGUAAGAAUGGAUCUGUUCCUUCAUCAUCCAUGAAAGUGGGGAAGAAAUCAGUGACAGAAGACCUCGUAACAACAUUCAGCUCACCAGCAGCAUGGCUUCUCGUUGUUGCUCUGAUUGUUACCUGGUCAGCAGUAGCUAUUGUAAUGUUUGACUUGGUGGAUUACAAAGACUUAGCAGGUAUAGCCACCUAUUCACAGCACUGCGAUGAUCCCUGUUUCCCUCCUGGAAGAUCUGUUCACAAGCUCAGCACAGAACCACUGAGAAUCAUUCAUGAGACACUGGAAGAGUCUUCUGAUUGGAUUUAUGGCUUUUUUUCUUUACUGUCUGACAUCGUAUGGAGUGAUGAUGAUGACAAUGAUGAAGGUGAAGUGGAACCUUCCCUGAAAAAAGAAAUUCAAAAACAGAAAACAGAGAGACCUGAAAAACGAGCACCAGUGAAGGCAAUACACAGAGACAAACCUGAAAAACAAGAAAAAAUUGAGAGGAAGGAACCCCCAAAGGUGACAAGUAAAGACAAACCGGAAAGACAAGAAAAACCUGAAAAAAAGGAAAGGCAUGCAGCUGUUCACAAAGAUAAACCUGAAAAGCCAGAAAAACAAGAAAAGAAAGCACCGUCUAAAGUAACUCAAAAGGAUGUACCUGAAAGACAUGAAAAAGCUGAAAAGAAACCUCCUCCCAAAGAGGAGAAGAAAGUAAAGAGCACUAAAGUGGAAGCAAAAGUUAAAAAGGAAGUGAAGGAUGGAAAAGGAGAAGCAAAGACGGCAGAGAAGGUCAAGCAGGCAGAGACAAAAACAACAGAAACUGGGCUAAUAAAGGCCAAAACGAAAGUUAAGGAGGAGAAAGCUCUUCAGACUGUAACUAAAUCGGACAAGAAAGAUCAAUAUGCAUUCUGUCGCUAUGUGAUUGACAUGUUUGCACAAGGGGAGUUUUAUCCAGGUGCAGCACAUAAGGAAUUCGCACCACCUCGUCUUCUUCUAGAACACAGUCCAAGAAAGAAACCAGCAGCUAUUGAAGAGAUAAAAGAGAAGAAAAAGAGUGAUGAAAAGAAGACUACAGCUGAAACUAAGAUGAAAGAAAAAACAGGAAAAAAGGAGAAAGCACACGAGAAGAUAGCUGUCCCUGAAAUUAAAAAAGCAGAUAAAAAAGAAGCUGCUGUAUCCAAAGAACUCAAAAAGCCAGCAAAAGCUCCUACAGCCAACCCAGCCAUCAAGAAAGCAGCAACACCAGGCAAAAUAACAAAGAAAGAAACAAAAGUACAUGCAGCUGUGGAAACUCCAAAGUCAAAAGCAGGUCUUGAAAAAAAAGAAGGAAAAGCAACAAAGGCAGUAAUGCAAGAUAAACCAAAGAUGAAACAAGGAAAUCCUGGAAAAGAGAAAGAAUUGAAAUCUCCAGCUGCCACAAAAGAUAAAGAACAUGCUAAAGAAAAGGAGGGGAAGAAUCCUACAUCUUUAAAAGAAAAAGUAUUUACAGGUCCUUCUAACAUGACAAAGGUGGCUAGACUUUCUCCGCACAACCUUCAGAAUAAAGCAGAUUCCCUGAAAGGAAAAAAUCCCAAGAAUCCAGAGAGCAUAAGAGAAAAAGAGAGUGGAAAAAGAAAAGAUGUGAAGCCUCCAACAGCCUUAAAGGAAAAAGACUCUUCAAAACGAAAAGAAAUCAAGGCUUCAACUAAUCCUAAGGAAAAAGCUGCAGUGAAAAAGGAGGGGGAGAAGAAAGCUUCCUCAGAGAACCCGCAUGAGCACAAGCAUGAACGUGUUAAACAUGAAAAAGCUGCCUCUCAGACAAAGCCAGAGGAGAAAAUGAAACAACCAAAGACUAUUCCCACUGAGAAGUCAGCCCAGGCAAAAUCAGCAAAGCAUGAAGCAGUCAGACAUGAAAAAGAUGUCCCCCUUACAAAACCAGUCAAACCAAAAAACACUGCAAAACCAACAGCUGAAAUCCCAACAUCAGUCACAAAAAAACCAAAGACAACCAAGGAAAAAGAAGGUAGGAAUUUAUUCUAUGUGUACAUAUAUAUGUAGACGAUCACAAUAAAAAUAGUAUGAGAUUGCAAAUGUGCAUGUAUUGCUGUCUGAGGCAAUCCCUAAUAUAUCUAUGUUAAUUCUGAAAUAAUUUU
Lonchura striata (white-rumped munia) is the source of this 2637-nucleotide messenger RNA. NCBI's taxonomy places the organism in Eukaryota, Metazoa, Chordata, Aves, Passeriformes, Estrildidae. The record is from RefSeq and is a predicted model, not a curated record.